AUUGCUUGCCUAAAGAUCACCAAUUGGGGAGAUUUGGCACUUGUCUUAAUAUUAGUUAUUGCUUCAUUAUUCAUGGAUUAAUUUCUUUCCUUGUUUCCUCGUUGUAUCGCUGCAGCAUUUUUAAUGCUGCAAUCAUGUGUCAGCAGAUGGCGACAUUGGGAUGAACAGUUCAUUCUUUUCUACUCCUCAACCCGAUCUACGGAAGCUAGCUUGUUGUCAGCAACAGUUGCUGUGAACGUUUUGGUUGAGCUUGAGUUGUUGUUAUCUGGCUAGUUAUAUACAGCCAUAGACUUAGCACUACUGUUGUAGAAAGGUUCUUUUCGGGUACUAUUUGGAUCAUGUUAUUGUGUGACACUGGAACUUGGAAGAAGAAUUUAGGGAGUUAUCUCCCUCCGAUAUGAAGCGGGAAGUUUAAAAAACGUCAGCUACGUUGCUGUCAUUCUAGCUAACGCUAGACAUGGCUCAAACAGUUUUUAGUUCAAACGAACAACUAAACUUUGCAAAUCAUAUAAAUCUCGAUGACUCGUCUUUAAGCUCUGAUGCCGGGGACAUCUUAAUUCGUUCAACUAGAAUAAUAUUUCCCGAAACAACCAAUGUUUGCGAUUUAGGGUCGACGUCAACCAACUAUAACAAACCAGACAACUUUCAGAUUACGGCGAAUAAACUGCGCAGUACUACCCAACAUGUAACAGACGAGGUUCAGAAAUCGAGGCGGUCCAAGAAGCAAGAGUACGUCCAUGUCCCUCCCGCACUGAGAGCCAACCUACAGUCCUGUUCCCCAUCAGCCCCAGUGUCACUCUCAGAUGGAUCAAAAGUGCCGAAAGGUCAUGCAGUGAUAAAAACGUCGACCGAAACACGAAAAAACAAGCAGCCUCACAAAGAUGGGAAAGGGACACAUCCGUCAUCUGCUCAGAUUAAGCCCAGUGGAAAUGAAGGCCAUGAGGUUGUGAUAUCCCGCUAUGCUGCUGGAGGGAAGGGGGCCAUAAUGGCUGCCCUCAAACAGAGGUCUCAUAGCGCCCCCCUGAGGAGGGAGGUGAAGGUGCAGCUGCUGGGGCAAAUGUCUGCUGUCCAGAGCCCCGAGUUUCAGACUGUGACUCCCAUCUUUGGUAACCAGGUCCCAGGUCUGAUGCUGGAUGUCCAGCCUGGGACUCUGCCUUACGGAGACCAGGGGUGUCAGAGUUCACAGCCCCAGCUUGGGGCUCUCCUCUCAGGGGACCAGGGAGCGUCAGCUGCCUGUACUGCAGCUGUGGUCACGGCUGCUACCAUCGCUGCCACAGCUCCUCUCCUCAAGGCUCAGAGUGAAAUGGAGCUUCGUGUGUCCCAAAUGUCCGAGGGUCUGAGGAGGCUGCUGGAGGCUGACAGACUUCCAGGCCAGUCCCUGGAGCGCAGAGCGGGGAGGGAUGCCAGUGAAAGCAGGGAGGGGAGGGAGGGGAGCCAGACCCUAGACCGUGUCGCCCAGCUGGAGCAGCAGCUCAGCUCCCUGACCCAGCAGCGACUGCAGCACCUGGAGCUGAUCCAGAACCAGCAGAUGGGACUGCAGAGCCGUCUUUUGGAGUCUGCUCUUAGCGUUGUGACUGGCCACGCCUCUGUGCCCGCGGCCCCCCUGCUGGCCCCUGACCCUACACCUGGACUAGCUGCUGGUCUGCCACCUGGACUGUCAGGUUCUCAGCCUGUAGGCCACUCUCAGACUCAUCUGGCGGUGGUUGACCUGUCUAAUGAUAUAGCCCAGCCUAGCCAGAGGACAGGAGUUGGAGGAGGCCCGAGCACCCCGGAGACCCCUGCCCCCCGCAGAGUGAUCCCUAAACCCACACACUGGAACUCCAGCACACAGGACACCCACAACCCCCAAUCCAGCACUCGGAACGCCCAAAACCUCCCAACCAGGACCCAGAAGUCUACACACCCUGGGUCUAGAACCUAUGUUGAACCCGGGACCAUCCAGAACUCCACCAGGCCUGGACCAGCCAAACAUAAUCCAAGAUCAGGCUCCAAACCACAGAGAACACCCAGCACAACCCCAGGAAGUGGUAGACUCCCGGAGGCCAUCCGUGACGGUCGCCGCAGCGACAGCUGUACAGCAAGGAUCGGAGCCAAGUCCGCCGCGGUUGCCAUGGCAACACCCCAAGACGGUGACGGACCACCGGAGCAAUUCAGGGACGCACACCAGCAACAGGAGACUCUCAGGGUUUCCACGGCAACCCCCGGCCAACCUUCCAGCUCAGCGCCAGCUAAUCACGGCGACAACUCGGCAGCAGAAAGAGCCAAUCAGAUGCUAAAGGACCUGGGGCGCCUCAAGGCCGAGAUGCGUACCCUGCUGACGACAGGAGAUGCCUUCCCUGGGCAGAUGAGCAGGGACACGGCCCAGCCUAGCUCUGGCAGUCCCAGCAGCACCAGCCGACCGCCUGCUCCCCACAUCCCCGCUGCCCCCCGCCGCCACCCUCCCUCCCCCUGCCGUCUCCGUGAAUGCAGCAGUAGAAGUGGUAUCUCCGUCCGUUCUCCCGCCCCCCCGCCCCGGUCUCCCGCUGCUCCAGAGGAACCCUCCAGUGCCGUCCAUGUUUGAGGACGCCGAGAAGGUUCUCCGGCAGGUCCAGAGGAACAAGAAGGUUCUAGAGGAGAACCUGCAGGCCAUGCUGAGGGCCAAGGAGG
Hypomesus transpacificus is the source of this 2646-nucleotide messenger RNA. Its product is annotated as protein TALPID3-like. The transcript has 12 exons. NCBI's taxonomy places the organism in Eukaryota, Metazoa, Chordata, Actinopteri, Osmeriformes, Osmeridae. Gene Ontology annotation, cellular component: centriole; ciliary basal body. The record is from RefSeq and is a predicted model, not a curated record. Bases 458 to 2560 code for a protein of 700 amino acids. Gene Ontology annotation, biological process: smoothened signaling pathway.